AGAACAGAAUGAACUAUGGAUGUCUGCAGGCAGCCGCAGCAAGAUCAGACCUACUGUGACCGGCUGGUACAGGACACACCUUUCCUGACAGGACAGGGUCGCCUGAGCGAGCAGCAAGUGGACAGGAUCAUCCUGCAGCUGAACCGAUACUACCCCCAAAUCCUUACUAACAAGGAGGCCGAAAAGUUCCGGAACCCCAAGGCAUCCCUGCGUGUGCGGCUCUGUGACCUCCUAAGCCACCUGCAGCAGUGUGGGGAGAGGCACUGUCAGGAAUUUUACCGAGCGCUGUAUAUCCAUGCCCAGCCCCUGCACAGCCACCUGCCCAGCCGCUACACUCUCCAAAACUCAGAUUGCAGAGAGCUGGACUGGGGCAGCGAGAGCCGCGAGCUGAGUGACAGGGGACCCAUGAGCUUCCUGGCAGGCCUAGGCCUAGCAGCGGGCCUGGCCCUCAUCCUCUACUGCUGCCCUCCAGGCCUUACAAGCCUAAACCCACUGAGGCCUGCAGCUUGCAGUAAGCCCCGCCUUCUCUAUUUCCUCUGUCCUGUGAUGCCUGAGUCUGUCAUCAGAGGAGGCCUUGGGGAUAGGGCCAGGUAUGGGCUCCUACGGCCUUAUCCGCUGAAGGCUUGGGGGUCACCCAGGCAGGAGCUAAUGAUCUCUGGGGCCAGAACCAGUUCUGAUCUUUCAUCUCCAAAGCAAGGACCAUGUACCCCAAAGUGCUGCCUGGGACCCGACGCAUCCUUGCCUUCUCACCUGUCAUCAUCGACAGGCAUGUUAGCCGCUACCUGUUGGCCUUCCUGGCAGAUGACCUCAGAGGGUUCUGACGGACCCAGACCCUGGGCCUUACCUGCUACUUAACCAAAGAGUCCCCUGGCUGCCCACUGUGGGGUCCAUGCUUUUUUUUUUUCUAAAUACUUAUUUUUCAUUAUUUAUAAUUUCUAUGAGAACACAUCACCUUCACUCUUCAGGGUGCUUAAUAUUAAAUGUUCCAACUGUC
Cricetulus griseus (Chinese hamster) is the source of this 994-nucleotide messenger RNA. The record is from RefSeq and is a predicted model, not a curated record. Lineage: Eukaryota; Metazoa; Chordata; Mammalia; Rodentia; Cricetidae.